CUUCCGUUUUGUCUGACACUCAACAUAAAACAUCUUGUGUAAGCUAAACAAGUGAAACAGUGAAUUGAAAUGCUGCAAGUUAUUCUGCUUCUUCUGCCUGGUGUUGUCAGUGUUGAGUGGCGUGUGAAUUAUUCUUCUCCGAUCUGUGCUGCGAGGGGAUCCAAUGUCACUACUGACUGCACAUUUACAUAUCCACGGAAGCAACGAGUACAGCAAGUGCGAUGGUGUUCAAUGAAAUCAAACCAUGAUCAAAAGUGUAUGAAUGGGCCAUAUGUUUAUGAUAGUGAAGCCAACAAUAAUCAAAACAACUUUCAAUACAUUGGAGACAAAACCUCAAAUUGUUCUCUUUUGAUCAGUAAUAUUAAUCAAACACAUUCUGGAGAGUAUAAAUUCAAAUUUAUAACCAAUGACAAUGAAGGACGUUGGACAGGUGAUCCUGGAGUGGAAAUUUCAGUACACGAUUUAAAAGUGUACAUGAGCAGGUCAAGAGAAAAUGGAAGCACAGUGGUUGGCGACUCUUUGAAUUUGACAUGCACACUCGACUGUCCUGGUAAAUUAACAGAGGUUCAGUGGUUUAAGAAUGGUGAUCCGAUUCAACAGUCAGAGCCCGUCCUCACCUUCAGCCGAGUAACUGCUAAAGACUCUGGGAAUUACUCUUGUUCUUUAAGAAACUUUAAAACAACUGUAUCUGAAGAAUUUACAAUUUACAUUGAAGCAGAUGUCACCAGGACCCCAGCAGUUCUGAUUAUUGUAGUGUCUUUAGUCUCACUUGCUUUCAUCACUGCAGCUGUGAUGCUUAUAAGAAGAAGAAAGAAAAGAACUCAAAGAAAACCAAUGGAAGAAAGAGAAGAAGCCCAGGAUCCUCUUUACAACACUCUCCAAAAAACUGCUGACAAAAACGUACCGAAAGCCAAGGAUGUACAGCAGGAAGAUGAAGUGGAAUAUUCAUUUGUCAGCAUUAAACCCAAAAAAUGGCUUCAAGUAUCUGCCAACACAGUGCAGGAGAAUGAUUCAACCAUCUACAGCGCAGUGAUGAAUGGUUAAUCUUAUAGGCCUACUUUUAUACAGAUGUGUGUUUGUGCAUCCUGGUAUUCCCUACAUUAUCAGAAACAACUAUAUUACAUAUUGUUGCUCUUUGGUUGGUUUUGAUUGCUUCUGUUGUCCUCAUUUGUAAGUCGCUUUGGAUAAAAGCAUCUGCUAAAUGACUACAUGUAAAUGUAAAUGUUAAUUUUUGACCUUGACCUUUUGACCUAAUUUUUGGUGCCAGCUAUAAAUAAAAAGGCUACUGAAGAACAUCGAGUAACUUACAGGUCUUAUCUGUUUACAUGCUACUAUGGCUUGUUUUGAACAUGUUUGUAUGGAUUUUUAACAUUUAUUUACAUAGCAACUGGACAUACAGUUUUGUGGUAUUAUUUUGCAAGUUUUACUUUAAUACUUUUUUAAAUUGUAAGGAAUGUAAUGAAUGUGCAACUAGGCUAUG
Messenger RNA from Labeo rohita (rohu), 1480 nucleotides. RefSeq names its product B-cell receptor CD22. The record is from RefSeq and is a predicted model, not a curated record. NCBI's taxonomy places the organism in Eukaryota, Metazoa, Chordata, Actinopteri, Cypriniformes, Cyprinidae. The transcript has 7 exons. The coding region runs from base 70 to 1044 and encodes 324 amino acids.